Molecule: messenger RNA, 1064 nt
Organism: Calliphora vicina (urban bluebottle blowfly)
Lineage: Eukaryota; Metazoa; Arthropoda; Insecta; Diptera; Calliphoridae
Gene: yellow-k
Product: L-dopachrome tautomerase yellow-k
Exons: 2
Coding region: 24-1064 (346 amino acids)
Cellular component (GO): extracellular region
Source: RefSeq, a predicted model, not a curated record
GCAGUUUGAACUAUUAACGCGUUAUGGUUUCAAACAAUUUAAAAUUAUUGUGGUUUUUAAUAAUAACACAGUUCGUUUUAAAUAGGGCAUGGUUAUUGGCUCAUAGUGGCCUAAAUGAAUCGUAUCGGGUUUUGCAUUUGUCAACCCAUUUUACGCGAGUGUUUCUUAGUAUAACAGUGAAAAGUCAGACAUUUCCUACGCUCAUUGAAACGCAAUGGCCCCAAUCAUAUUUGCCCAGCCAGACACCCAUAAUAUAUCCUCAUAGAUUUUUACAUGCAAAUGGAGAUCAUUCAGAUUGUAGUCUGAUACAGCAGGCUCGCUGGUCUCAGGUGGAUUCUUUGUCCCGUUUGUGGGUAAUGGAUGUAGGCUGGCCUGGUUUUAAUAGCUCAGAUGCAAAUAAAUGUAAUCCAAAGUUAAUGGUUUUCGAUUUAUUAAGGAACGGUAUAGAGGUUCUGCAUAUUGACUGUGGCAAAUACAUACGACCCAAUAGCUCUGAAUUACUGGACAUUGAAUUAGGACCCCGCAUAACCUCCUGUGGCACCGAGAAAUUCAUUUAUUUCAUUUUGGCCAAUGAUCCCCAUCUCCUGGCCUAUGAUAUAUUGGAACAAAAAUGGCACUACCGCCAGCUGAGAAGUAAAAAAUAUUGUACCAUCAAUGAAUUUUUACCCAUCAAACCCCAGGAUAUAGCCUUCGGCAUUCAAGGUGAAAUACUCAUAUCCGAUGAUGAUGGUAAUUUGUAUUCGGCUGCCAAUGAAAUGAAUCGUGUCACGAAAAAGUCCAAUCAUACGGAAGACUCUAUUAUUAACAUGAUGUUGAUGGGCUCUUUGCUGGGUCCCACUAGGGGUAUGAUGGUGGAUCCAUAUGGUGCUUUGUACUAUGUGGUCACUAAAUUUGGUGCUGUGGUAAGAUGUGUUUAUAAGCAAAAUAUAACGGCCGAGGAUAGUGAAAUUAUACACAUGACUUCGAAAAAUAUUCAGCAGAUAUUCUUUGGCAGUGAGGGUUCCGUGUGGCUGUUGUCGGAGAAAUGGUUAAGGCCCUACGAUAAAUGUUUUUCGGGGUAUUAA